Messenger RNA from Fopius arisanus, 4114 nucleotides. It is a transcript of the gene alphaCOP, whose product is annotated as coatomer subunit alpha. Gene Ontology annotation, molecular function: protein binding; structural molecule activity. Bases 292 to 3942 code for a protein of 1216 amino acids. Lineage: Eukaryota; Metazoa; Arthropoda; Insecta; Hymenoptera; Braconidae. The record is from RefSeq and is a predicted model, not a curated record. Gene Ontology annotation, biological process: intra-Golgi vesicle-mediated transport; intracellular protein transport; endoplasmic reticulum to Golgi vesicle-mediated transport. Gene Ontology annotation, cellular component: COPI vesicle coat. The transcript is spliced from 3 exons.
UGGCGUUGACACUAAUGUUUCCCGCUAUUUCCUGUCUCUUUCUUUGAUUCUUCUAAUUUAUGUGAAACACUUUUCGUUUUCCUUGUUUUUGACAUUCUUUCAUCAUCUCAAAGCAGAUCGGAGUCAGGUGGCAGCACAAGUCGGAUAACUUCUUGUUCUCUUGUUGAGUGUCCCUUCAUGACAUCUGAAAAAAGCCAGCAAGAGCAAGUGACGUGUCUCUGAAUGAUCUGCUCUCGAGUAUUUAUUGAGAAUCGUGAAGUAUUGGAUUGUAUGCAAUAAAAUUCAGUACAAAUGUUAACAAAAUUCGAGACUAAGUCCGCACGAGUGAAGGGACUGUCGUUUCAUCCUAAACGGCCAUGGGUCUUAGCCAGUUUACACAAUGGAGUAAUCCAACUGUGGGACUACCGGAUGUGCACGCUUCUCGAAAAAUUCGACGAGCAUGAUGGUCCAGUCCGAGGAAUUUGCUUUCACAAUCAGCAACCACUAUUCGUCUCUGGAGGUGACGACUACAAGAUUAAAGUAUGGAAUUACAAACAACGUCGUUGUAUCUUCACCCUCUUGGGUCACCUGGAUUACAUAAGAACAACUUUCUUCCACCACGAAUAUCCGUGGAUUCUGAGUGCCUCCGACGACCAGACAAUUCGCAUCUGGAACUGGCAGAGCCGUGCCUGCAUCUGUGUUUUGACUGGACACAAUCAUUACGUCAUGUGCGCACAAUUUCACCCAUCAGAAGACAUGAUUGUAUCAGCAUCUCUCGAUCAGACCGUGCGAGUGUGGGAUAUUUCUGGUUUGAGAAAGAAAAAUGUAGCGCCAGGGCCAGGCGGUCUCGAGGAUCAUCUCAGGAAUCCUGGAACAACGGAUUUGUUCGGACAAGCUGAUGCAGUUGUCAAGCAUGUCCUAGAGGGACACGACAGAGGAGUAAACUGGGCAUGCUUUAACCCAACAUUACCGCUGAUUGUCUCUGGGGCUGACGACCGACAAAUUAAAAUGUGGCGAAUGAAUGAUCUGAAGGCAUGGGAGGUGGAUACAUGCAGAGGCCACUACAACAACGUCUCUUGCGUGCUCUUCCACCCACGCCAAGAUCUCAUUCUCUCCAACUCCGAAGACAAGAGCAUCAGAGUCUGGGACAUGGCGAAGAGGAGUUGUUUGCAAACGUUCAGACGGGAGCACGAGAGAUUCUGGGUACUUGCAGCUCAUCCUACGUUGAAUCUUUUUGCUGCAGGUCAUGAUUCUGGCAUGAUUAUCUUCAAAUUGGAGAGAGAACGCCCGGCUUAUGCUGUCCAUGGCAAUUUGCUGUACUACGUUAAGGAACGAUUCUUGAGGAAACUCGAUUUUACAACGUCCAAGGACACCUCGGUUAUGCAGAUUCGGGGAGGAGGAAAGACACCUUCGUACAGCAUGUCUUAUAAUCAGGCUGAAAAUGCUAUUCUCAUUUGUACAAGAUCAGCGUCGAAUAUCGAGAACAGCACCUAUGAUUUGUAUGUGAUCCCGAAGGAUGGAGAUUCCAAUAACGAUCCUGAAACCAAGAGGGCUCCAGGAGUCACUGCUAUUUGGGUAGCACGUAAUCGAUUUGCUGUGUUGGAUAGAGGACAUUCACUGGUGAUUAAAAACUUGAAGAACGAGGUAACAAAGAAAGUGCAAAUUCCGAACUGCGACGAGAUCUUCUACGCCGGAGCUGGAAUGCUUUUAAUCCGCGACGCUGAUCAAGUUAUUCUUUUCGACGUUCAGCAAAAACGUCAGCUCUCCGAAGUAAAAAUUUCGAAAUGUCGAUACGUCGUCUGGUCUAAUGAUAUGUCCCACGUGGCUCUGCUGGCAAAGCACACAGUCACCAUUUGCAAUCGCAAACUACAGUCCCUCUGCUCUAUAUCCGAGAAUACCAGAGUCAAAUCAGGUGCUUGGGACGAUUCAGGAGUAUUCAUUUACACAACGAGCAAUCACAUCAAGUACGCCAUCAACACCGGGGACCAUGGAAUUAUCAGGACACUUGAUCUACCAAUUUACGUGACUCGAGUGAAGGGGGACCAGGUUUACUGUUUAGAUCGCGAAUGCAGGCCCAGAAUUCUGAGGAUUGAUCCAACAGAGUAUAAAUUCAAACUGGCUCUUAUCAAUCGAAAGUACGAGGAGGUCCUACACAUGGUAAGAACGGCAAAUUUAGUGGGUCAAUCUAUCAUCGCAUAUCUCCAGCAGAAAGGCUAUCCAGAAGUGGCAUUACACUUCGUAAAGGACGAGAAAACGCGCUUUGGACUAGCCCUUGAAUGUGGAAAUAUCGAGGUUGCUCUGGAAGCAGCAAAAAGCCUCGACCAGAAGACGUGUUGGGAGAGCCUGGCACAAGCAGCAUUACUCCAGGGCAAUCACCAAGUCGUUGAAAUGUGUUAUCAACGAACGAAAAAUUUUGAGAAGCUUGCCUUCCUCUACUUAAUCACCGGAAAUCUCGACAAAUUAAAGAAGAUGACUAAAAUCGCUGAGAUCAGAAAGGAUUACUCUGGACAGUACCAGGGGAAUCUUCUUCUCGGUGACAUAUACGAACGUGCCAAGAUCCUGAAAGACUGUGGUCAGGCUUCCCUUGCGGCUGUUACCAAAAAGCUCCAUGGGAUUUCCACGGAGGAUGAUGAACUCGAAACGGAACUCAUAGAAGAGAUGAGUGACCUUGAGCGUGGAGCAGUGUAUCUGCGGCCACCAGUACCUGUUCAGCAAGCAGAGAACAAUUGGCCUCUGCUGACAGUUUCGAAAGGAUUCUUCGAGGGUGCGAUGAUGGCUCGAGGAAAGAGUCAAGUGGCUGCAGCUCUGGCUGCUCUCGACACCGAGGAGGACGUAGUAGCUGGUGAAGGCUGGGGUAAUGAUGAUGAAUUGGGAAUGGAUGAUGAAGAGGGUGGAGAAGGGGUAGAGACUGGAGCAGAUGGCGAAGAGAAUGCAGGGUGGGAAGUGGAAGACGUUGAUCUCCCACCGGAGCUCGAGACAACCGUUUCUGCAGCUCAAGAUGGAUAUUUUGCAGCACCAACUAGAGGAGUCCCUGCUACCCAACACUGGGUAAAUAAUUCACAAUUACCGGUGGAUCAUAUCGUUGCUGGAUCCUUCGAAACAGCCUUCAGGCUCCUCCAUGAUCAAGUGGGAGUUACAAAAUUUGAGCCGUAUCAGGCGCAUUUCUUGAAUGCUUUUGCUCGAUCCAGGACGAGCUACUCGUCCCUUCCAAGCAUUCCUUCUCUCUACGCGUAUCCCCAGAGAAAUUGGAAGGAUAAUAUGGUGAAACAUGGACUUCCGGCUCUUGGCCUGCAUCUCACUGAACUUGUUCAGAGGUUACAGCUCUGCUAUCAAUUAACGACGGGUGGUAAAUUUGUAGAAGCCAUCGAAAAACUUCAAGCGAUUCUUCUCAGCGUACCACUGCUGGUUGUUGAGACGAGGCAGGACUUCGCAGAGGCACAACAGCUUAUUCACAUUUGCCGGGAGUAUAUCCUGGGUUUGAAGAUGGAAUCUGAGAGGAAAAAUGCCCCCAAGACGACAUUAUCUGAGCAGAAGAGAGUCUGCGAGAUGGCUGCGUACUUUACGCACUGCAAUCUUCAACCUGUUCAUCAAAUCCUGACUCUCAGAACUGCUGUUAAUAUGUUCUUCAAAUUGAAAAAUUACAAAACAGCGGGAUCAUUCGCUAGGAGGCUCCUCGAAUUGGGUCCCAGAGCGGAAGUGGCGCAGCAAGUUAGAAAAAUCCUCCAAGCAUGUGAUAAAAAUCCAGUCGACGAGCAUCAGCUGCUUUAUGAUGAGCAUAAUCCAUUUUCACUCUGUGCUGCCACUUAUUCGCCAAUUUACCGUGGAAAACCUGAGAUCAAGUGUCCUCUGUGUGGGGCUAGUUAUCAGCCGCAAUUUAAAGAUUCUCUCUGUCGAGUGUGCGAUGUAGCGCAGAUCGGCAAAGAAUGCAUCGGACUCAGAAUAAGCUCAUUACAAUUUCGAUGAAUGAUUUGAAUAUUUGAUAUUUUUAUGUAUCCAGAGGAACGCAGGCAAAAGUAUUCCGAAUUUCUCAUAAAUAUUAAGAUUAUUUUAUAUUGCAGUUUCGAGAAGGAUCUUCAUUGCUUGUUCAUCAUUCCGUUAAGAGUUUAUUCAAUAAAGCAUUCAAGUAAUUAUGGAA